Molecule: messenger RNA, 1609 nt
Organism: Pogona vitticeps (central bearded dragon)
Lineage: Eukaryota; Metazoa; Chordata; Lepidosauria; Squamata; Agamidae
Gene: CCN4
Product: cellular communication network factor 4
Biological process (GO): signal transduction; cell adhesion; positive regulation of cell differentiation
Cellular component (GO): extracellular matrix; extracellular region
Molecular function (GO): heparin binding; integrin binding
Source: RefSeq, a predicted model, not a curated record
UCAAACCAGGCAGCUCGUAAAGGGCUCUUCUGCAUUCCCUCAAAGCGGCUGAUCCUUUCGGUGUAUGGGAGUUAUUAUUUUUCUGCCUUUUUAAAAAAGAUCUGGGUCCAAUCAAUGCAUUUCACCCUGGCUUCCAGUGAUGAGGUGGCUUCUCCCUUGGCUUCUGACAACAACUGGCAUUUUGCAGGCCACUUCCCAGAACUCCACCGCCCCUCCAACCAACCCUACCACCACCACGACCAUGUUGCCCCCUGCCACCUCCGCGGCGACCGAGGCUUACACCCGGAAACAGUACUGUAAGUGGCCAUGCCAGUGCCCCGAGGCGGUCCCCGUAUGCCCGACGGGCAUCAGCCUGCUCACGGACGGCUGUGACUGCUGCAAGAUGUGUGCCAAGCAGGCAGGAGAGAACUGCACCGAGGCUGACGUUUGUGACGUCCACCGGGGCCUUUACUGCGACUACAGCAGAGACAGACCUAGGUACGAAAUAGGAGUGUGUGCACAAAUAGUCGGCGUGGGCUGUCUCCUCAAUGGGAUCCGCUACAAGAACGGCGAGUCAUUCCAACCCAACUGUAAAUACAACUGCACGUGCAUCAAUGGGGCGGUGGGGUGUAUACCUCUGUGUACCGAUUCCAAGCCACCCCUUGUCUGGUGCCCCAACCCCAGGCACAUUAAGAUGACCGGCCAAUGCUGUGAACAGUGGGUCUGUGAUUACUCAAAGAAAAUCAGAAAGACGUCUCCACGGCAUACCUCCUCCGCAGUUUAUGAAGGCGAAAUUGAAUCGUGGCAGAAGAACUGCCUCCUUCAGACCUCUCCCUGGAGCCCCUGUUCAAAAACCUGCGGGAUGGGCAUUUCCACCAGGAUCUCGAACGAUAACGACCAGUGCCACCUGAUGAAGGAGAGCCGGCUCUGCAACCUGCGGCCGUGUGAAGAGGACAUCGCCCAGCACAUCAAGCCUGGGAAGAAAUGCUUAGCUGUGUACAGGAGAGACGAGCCAAUGAACUACACGCUCUCUGGAUGUGCGAGCAAGAUGACCUACAGGCCCAAGUACUGCGGCCUCUGUGUGGAUGACCGCUGUUGUGCUCCGUACAAGUCAAAGACCAUCGAGGUGAGCUUCCAGUGUCCAGACGGGACGGGAUUCUCCAGGAAAAUCAUGUGGAUCAACGCCUGCUUCUGCAACCUGAGCUGCAAUAACCCCAAUGACAUCUUUGCUGACUUGGCUCAUUAUCACGAUUACUCUGAAAUUGCUAACUGAGAGAGAGAGAGAGAGUUGGGCCAAAUCCUGGAAAACAUGGGAGGGAUCGGAGAGGGAAAUCAACCCGCCCUUUUCCAAAUCUUACACAUUAUUACUCUGAUUUUACAGAGGAGAAAGCAAUAAUAAUAAAAAAAACAGAAUCUUUUUAUUCAUCAAAGCAUCCAAGAGAGAAACAGUCUGUAUCUUUUUUUGUGGGUGGUAUGCUGUGAAAAUGAGGGUGGGAAUCCACUUGGCUUUUGCAAACGAUGUGUCAGGUUCGACAGGUUGAGAGACCAGGUCCUAUUCAGGCACAUGGGGCACAACCAUCAGUCAGGAGUUAUGGGAUCUGCAAUCCAAAACAUAUAGAGAGUUACAUGU